This is a messenger RNA of Coccinella septempunctata (seven-spotted ladybird), 1917 nucleotides long. RefSeq lists its product as uncharacterized. The record is from RefSeq and is a predicted model, not a curated record. The coding region runs from base 50 to 1675 and encodes 541 amino acids. Gene Ontology annotation, molecular function: DNA binding. NCBI's taxonomy places the organism in Eukaryota, Metazoa, Arthropoda, Insecta, Coleoptera, Coccinellidae. Gene Ontology annotation, cellular component: nucleus. The transcript has 2 exons.
GUUUUAUCUCAUUAUUGGCUUGUGUAAAGUGCGUGACUGUUCAUAAUAUAUGUUAUACAAGAUUAUGGUCCGAAAUUAUAAAAGAAAAACUAAUAGAGGAAAGUGGAGUGAAGCACAAAUGAAAUUAGCCAUUCAAGAAGUUUUGGAUGGAAAAAAGGGUUACAAAUCGGCCAGCAAGGCUUACAAUGUUCCUCAAACAACACUCGAGCGUAAAGUUAACCAAGCAAGAAAAAGAGAAAAUGGUGUACAGAAUGUCAAGGUUCCCUUAGGUCCAAUUACAACAGUUUUUUCCGAAGAAGAAGAACAAAUACUUGUUGACUAUUUGAAAGAAAUGGAAGGAAGAUUAUUUGGUUUGUCAAGUUCCGAAUUCCAGAAGUUAGCCUAUGAGUUAGCAGUUCGUAACAACAAACAACACAAAUUUAAUGCACUCAAGGAAAAAGCUGGUAAGGACUGGCUGCGUGGAUUUCUAAACCGCCAUCCUGAUUUGAGUUUACGAAAGCCUGAAAAUACUUCAGCGGCUCGUGCUGCUGGGUUUAAUAGAGUGUCUGUUGGAAAAUUUUUCGAACUGCUAGGAAAAACACUUGAUGAUAACCGUUUUACUCCAGACAGGAUAUAUAACUGUGACGAGACAGGUGUUUCGGUGGUGCCAAAAUCACGGUCCAAAGUGAUGCUGAUUUUAGAUGGCCACGCUACUCAUACCCAAAACUUGCAGUUAAUCGAUGAAGCACGUAAAUACGAUGUGACGAUAAUAUGCUUUCCACCACACACCACUCACAAACUACAGCCCGCAGAUGUUGGUUUUAUGCGGCCCCUGAGUAUCUUUUAUGAUCAGGCUCUAACAGCAUGGUUAAGAUCUAAUCCUGGGAAAGUAGUUUCGCAAUUUCAAGUGGCUGAACUCUUCGGGCAAGCGUUUAUCCGGGCAGCAACAAUGCUAACUGCAAUUAAUGCAUUCAAAGCAUGUGGGAUCUCGCUUUACAAUCCACAUAUUUUUACCGAAGAUAAUUUCAUUGCUGCAGAGGCUACCGAAAUCGAAUUGAACGCUGAAAAGGAACCCGAAGCUGAUACAACUCCAACACUUUCGAUAGCAGCAACCUCACAGCGAACACUGACAGUUCUUCCAACAAUAACUUCGUCACCUCCUGAUACUCAAACGGCCACCCACACCACCAUUAAUUCUUCAGCAAACACUCUACCUCAUCCAACUGCUACCACCUCAUAUGUAGUACAACAAGCCUCAGUAAAUGACUCUUUGGAUAAUGCAGCAUUCCAUCUGGUUAGCCCCAAACAGUUAAUGCCUUAUCCACGAAUGGCCGAAAAAAAAACGAGGCAAGUUCGGAGAAGAGGAAAAGCAGCUAUUAUCACUGCUUCUCCAUAUAAAACAGAAUUAGAGGAAAAACAAAACAGUAGGAAACCGAAACCUGAUGUCUCCAGCGAAAAGAAAAUGAAAAAAUUAAAUAAGAGAUCUCGAAAAACUAAGAAAGCUGAAGAAGAAGCUCAGACAUCAGAAGAAGAAGAUACAGCAUGUCUAUACUGCCACGGCUUGUAUUCCGAGUCUACCGAAGGAUGGAUCACUUGUCAGGUUUGUUCUAAUUGGGCGCAUUGUGGCUGUGCAGGAGUGGAAGACAAUGAUGAUGAAGCUGUCCAUAUCUGCCCAUUAUGUGAAGAUGAAGACUGAUGAAUAUUCUGUACCCCAUCUUACCCAAGGGGGUACCCCGUCUUGCCCUAUAGUUGGGGUAAGACGGUGAGAUUUUGUUAUUUUUUAAAUUAGAUAUUUAAAUGAGAAGAACUAUUUUUUUUUUGUUUUGAAUGAUUGUUAUUGAAAAAAGAAAGACUGAUUAUUUUCUUAAUAAAAGUUCCUACAUUGUGCAAUUAUAAAGAAGGGUUUUAUUCAAGAAAUGCCUUAAGGUCCCCGUCAUA